Messenger RNA from Zymoseptoria tritici IPO323, 1068 nucleotides. RefSeq lists its product as uncharacterized. The record is from RefSeq and is a predicted model, not a curated record. The transcript has 2 exons. The coding region runs from base 1 to 1068 and encodes 355 amino acids. Lineage: Eukaryota; Fungi; Ascomycota; Dothideomycetes; Mycosphaerellales; Mycosphaerellaceae.
AUGGGCUCAUUCGAUCGAGACGAGCGUACAUAUCCGCUCAAACGUCCAAGAGGGCACAAGCCGCCUGUUCAGCGGUGGUCAUUGAAAUUUCCCGCGGCGGUCACAUAUAUCUACACGCUUUACGUUGGAAUACAGUCUCGCGGAAAUGGUUCAGCCGCACAAAGCAAAGCAGAGAGCAUAGUGCAGGCUCUGCUGGACGAAAGCAAGGCGCCAGCGAUUGACACGUUCCGCGUCACAAACGGCUUCGAUGUCAAGGGCUCUCGUGUCUGGGUCGCCUACUGGACCAACGAAGAGGACUUUAAAUCAGCCUUGAAGCUGCUAGAUCUCGCACGGAUCUGGGAAAGUCUCGGGGACGACAAGCACGAUGUCGGCAUAUGGCGGGAGGACUUCGCAGCACCCAAGGAGAGACUGGAAACGAACUACGCAAGACUCGACCAUAAACCUGGCCUUGCAAGGCUACCAGAUACCGAGCAGCCAUCUCACGACUUGACGGCAUACUGGGGAGCUGGCCGAGACCGCAUCCCAGCCUCCGCCCACGAUCGGUUCGAGACACCGAAGGAGAUACCCCUGCCAUCCAACGUGCCAAAAGGCUUCGGCCAGAGACUCACCGGCAGCAACUACGAGAACAUGUGCCACAUUCGAUCGGGCCAAUGGUGGGAACUCUGCGAAGAAGCAGAACGCGAGUCGUAUGAGAACGACUUGGAGCCGAAGCUCAUGGGCGGUAUGAACUACCUGUGGGAGCAUCCCGAGGAGACUGGCACCAUUGGUCUGCGAUUCCUGCAGAACCUGAACGACAAUGGCGAGCCGAUCAAGGAGACGUGCGGUGCGGGCUUCCACAAGAAUUGGGCGGAUCUGGAGAAGUGGUCUUCGCGCCAUCCGUCACAUCUGGCGAUCUUCAAUGGAAUGGUGGCGCACGCGAAGAAGUUUGGUGAUGGUAGGAAGUUGAUGACAUGGCAUGAGGUGUGGAUCUUCAAGGAGGGAGAGGCGAGGUUCGACUAUGUCAAUUGUGAUCCGACGACAGGUGUUAUUCGUUUCGUGGAGCUGGAGCAACAGCCACUAUCGACUUGA